This is a messenger RNA of Paramacrobiotus metropolitanus, 2308 nucleotides long. Its product is annotated as atrial natriuretic peptide receptor 1-like. Bases 123 to 2039 code for a protein of 638 amino acids. The transcript is spliced from 14 exons. Gene Ontology annotation, molecular function: protein kinase activity; peptide receptor activity; guanylate cyclase activity. Gene Ontology annotation, biological process: receptor guanylyl cyclase signaling pathway; cGMP biosynthetic process; intracellular signal transduction. NCBI's taxonomy places the organism in Eukaryota, Metazoa, Tardigrada, Eutardigrada, Parachela, Macrobiotidae. The record is from RefSeq and is a predicted model, not a curated record.
UAGCAGGAUUACAGGCAGCUACCGUUUCUGGCGUCGAGCUAUCGAAACUAAUAUGGAAUCACAGUUUCGAUACCGAUUUUGGUUACUACAACAUCAACUCCAAUGGAGAUUUUGAUAGCGCAAUGGGCGUGAGAGGCUUGGUUGAGGGUGGCGACAACAUGGAAAUAAUUUACCAGUACGACAAAAAGUCUGGUCACCUCGUUGCCAUUAACGGAACCAGAUGGCCACUGAAUGGCAGUGCGCCGCUGAACCGCCCAGCAUGCGGAUUUCGAGGGGAAAAUCCCAAGUGCCACCAACGUGGUUUGACUCCAGAGUCAUCCAUUACGACAAUUGCUGCCUCAACCACGGCUGUGGCGCUUAUAGCUGCUGUAAUUUUUAUUGGAAUGUGCUUCAUCCGAAGACAUCAACAAAGUCGCAGUGUCAACUGGCUGAUACCAGCCAAUCAAGUGCAAAGGUAUUUUCCGUCGUUCGGAACGUACGAGACCACCGGAUCUUCGCAUUCUCUGCAUUCUCGGCACACAAAAACCGGCACCCUGGCAUACCGGAACGUGUAUGUCUACGGAUCGCAGCUGGUAUGGUGCCGCUCCGGUCAGCUCAACCACGGCACGACGCAUUUGAGCGGCAAACUGAUCAAGCGAAUUAACAUGAGGAGCGCUCUAAAGCACAACAACAUUGUUGACCUGGUGGGAGUAGCCUUGGAAAAAGACAAGAUUAUGAUCUUCUCCCAGUACUGCCCAAAGGGAUCAUUGUACGAGAUCAUCGAGGAGAAACCAUCGUGGUUGUCUUGGGAUCUUAAGACCGCCAUGCUGGCUGACAUCAUCAAUGGGCUUGCGUUUAUCCAUUCCUCCGAUUUAAAAUUUCAUGGCGCUUUAAAAAGCCCAAACUGUAUGGUAACCAAUCAGCUGGUGGUUAAGCUAACGGAUUUCGGCUGGCCUAAAGAGAUGACUAUUAUCGGCCAGACUGUUCUUAAUAAACAAAACUAUUCGCGACUUCUCUGGACAGCACCGGAAAUCCUCCGAAAUUCUGGCGCCUAUCCGACGAGAGAAGCCGACAUCUACGCACUAGGAAUCAUUAUGCACGAAGUUGUGUUUACGGUGCGUCCGUUCGGCAUCUUCACCGACGGCAUGGAUACUGAGGUCAUUCAGAUGGUGCACAACCAGUCGGCAUCACCGUACCGGCCGUUCGUUAAAACAUCCGAUCCGGUUAUUCCGAUUGAUCUCAUUUUCGCCAUGCAGCACUGUUGGGCGGAGGACCCACUGGAACGACCAAAGAUAGCUAAGGUUAAGCUGCGUUUAAUGCGUGUGCUACGCUUCAAGGAUAACUACAUGGAUCGAGUUAUGAGGAAGUUGAAGCAUUAUGCGGAGGAUUUGGAAAGGCAGGCUAUGGAGCGGACACAGGAACUAAGAGUGGAAAAAUGUCGGAAUGAGCAGCUGUUAAAAACCAUACUGCCUGCAACGAUUGCCGAUGCCCUAAUCCGCGGGUUCAGUGUGGAGGCAGAGAUUUUCGACAGUGCUACGGUAGCAUUUGUCCUCAUCUGCGAUUUCGCGGAAAUCAUCUUGCAGUCAUCACCGUGGGAGUAUGUGACCUUUCUCAAUGAGGUGUUUACGUUCUUCGACGAUUUGAUUGGUGAAUACGAUGCAUACAAAGUGGAAACUAUUAGCGGCACAUACAUGUUGGUCUCCGGCGUACCUGUGCGCAACGGCACCUUGCAUGCGGAAUACAUUGGACUGCUGUGUUCGCGGGCCAUGUUGUGCAGUGAAAAGCGCAUCUUCGCGUCCCACCAGCUGAAGUUGCAGAUUGGCUUGCAUUCCGGGUCGUUGGCUGCUGGAUUGGUUGGUUUGCGAAUGAAACGAUAUUGUCUGUUUGGCGAUACGGUUAACAUGGCAUCUCGGAUGGCCGAAACGUCUUCUCCACAACAUAUCCAAGCGAGCGAAUCUUCACGAAAUCUGCUGAAGGAUUCGUCCAAGCUAUUUUGCCUUUUGCGUGGUGAUGUGCCAGUAAAAGGGAAGGGGAUCGUAACAACGUUUUGGAUUAUUUGAAUGAACAGCAUAAGCUUUAGUCUGGGAUUAAAAUAAUGUUAAUGGUCAUCCAGAUUAAUUAACGGUGAUCAUCGGGAUAAAAAAAUGCCGGUGUUUAUAUGGCGCACACUAUCUCAAAGUUCUUCCUCAAUGGCACCUGAAAGUUAAAGACUGAAAAUAUUAAUUUAAUUUUGUUUUUUGCUGCUUUUUACUGGCACUUAUUAUGGUAUCUUCUAUUGGAUACUCACAUGCUUCUUUCCUAGUGUAACUGUGGAAAGGAAUGCGCUUUU